Messenger RNA from Chelonia mydas (Green sea turtle), 3115 nucleotides. RefSeq names its product sialophorin (gene SPN). The coding region runs from base 620 to 2155 and encodes 511 amino acids. Gene Ontology annotation, biological process: type II interferon production; cell surface receptor signaling pathway; regulation of T cell migration. The transcript is spliced from 2 exons. The record is from RefSeq and is a predicted model, not a curated record. Gene Ontology annotation, cellular component: external side of plasma membrane. NCBI's taxonomy places the organism in Eukaryota, Metazoa, Chordata, Testudines, Cheloniidae. Gene Ontology annotation, molecular function: heat shock protein binding; transmembrane signaling receptor activity.
CCUGCCCCAUUCCCUGCCCCCCCCGAGCCAGCCGGUCCCCUGACCCGGGGCCGGAUGGGAGCCAGCGCCCCCUAGAGGGGACAGGCCCCUGCCCCAUUCCCUGCCCCCCCCGAGCCGGUCAGUCCCCUGACCCGGGGCCGGAUGGGAACCGGCGCCCCCUAGGGGGGACAGGCCCCAUGUCCCGUUGCCCAUUCAACAGCCCCCCUAUUUCCUCUCCCAAAGACCCCACCCCACUCCCAGCCGACUCCUCUGAAUUUCUGGGCCCAAAUCCCCGCAGGUCCCUUUUCUGCCACCCCCCUUCCACCCACUCCCCAAAUAGGGAACUGAGCUCAUCAUUUCUCUCAUAGCUGCUCCAGGGCCCCACUUCCUUCCAGGUCUUUCACCAUUUCCUCUCCUCCUCUUCACUCUUUCUCGUUCACUCGUUCCUGCACAGUCCUGCAGCAGAGGAGCUGCCACGUGCUGGUCCUGGGCUCAGACCCCCCCACACACACCCCAGCCCCAGCUGCAGCUACGAGCUGGCCCCAGCUCUCCAGCCACAAGGCUGGUGUGUGUCCGUCCGGCGCGUCUUCGGGCCCCUCUCUGCUCCGGACCCGUCCCUUGAGCCCUGGCGCAGGACACCAUGGCGGUAUCGGGGGCCUGGCCCCAGCCGAAAAUCCCGGCUACGCUCCUGCUUCUCCUGGUAGCUGCAGCCUGUGCAGAGACGGCACCCGAAAGGAAGGGGAACGACAGCUCAGCCACCCAUGAGACAAGGCAGCUGGAAACUGCCUCGCCUUCGGCCGCAUUCGCCAGCCACAGCCCCGGCCUCUCUGCCGAAUUAGCCAGCCACAGCCCCGGCCCCUCUGCCGAAUUAGCCAGCCACAGCCCCGGCCCCUCUGCCGAAUUAGCCAGCAACGGCACCGGCCCCUCUGCCAAAUUUGCCGUGCAUCCACUCACCACGGCACAGCUGAUAACGCCCACCACCCCGACGCUGGCAACGGAGGAGCCGGUUGGCUCGGUGUCUCCAUCUGCCCUUCCCGCUGUGGAGGCCACCGUGUCAUCUGGCCCAGCCGGGGCGACGGCAGCGGGUGGAGAAAAGUCCGACAUGUAUCUGAAUCGAGAAGAACUGAAGGGGCAAGUGGGCACGGUACCAGGGAGCCCAAGUCCGCGGCAGGAGAACCAGACAGUGCCAGGCAGGAGCGGGCAGAGCAAGAGCGCCCCCACGGAGCCCGCCAAGCCAGAGGACGCCGAUCGGGGCGGACACAACCGGACCGUGCCAGCCAGCCCCGACAGGACCGGACACAACCGGACCGUGCCAGCCAGCCCCGACAGGACCGGACACAACCGGACCGUGCCAGCCAGCGCCGAUCGGGGCGGACACAACCGGACCGUGCCAGCCAGCCCCGACAGGACCGGACACAACCGGACCGUGCCAGCCAGCCCCGACAGGACCAUACCAGCCAGCGCCGAUCCGACCGGCCACAACCGGACCGUGCCAGCCAGCCCCGACAGGACCAUACCAGCCAGCGCCGAUCCGACCGGACACCCCGGGGAGGACCAGACCACCCCCAAACUCUCACCCUCUGCCCUACCCUCCACCCCGCCUGUCAAGAAUCAGGAGCCCGAGUUCAAGGCCUUGAUUACGACGCCAGCCGCUCCAGCCCCCAUCCCGCACCCGGUGCCCGUGGGCCUGGUCGUGCCGCUCGUCAUCGUGGCCGUCCUGCUGCUGGCCCUGCUCCUCCUGGUGCUGCAUUGUCGGCGCCAGAGUCGCUCCGGCUCCACCAGCUUCAGCACCGGGCGGGCGGGGCCCAGCGCGUGGGCGGGGCCGGUGAGCCUGCCGGAGGAGCGGGGCGAGGGGCAGGCCGGGGACGGGGGGCAGCCGGCCGGGCCGGGCGAAGCCAGGCGGCCCACGCUCACCACGUUCUUCGGGAAGCGCCACUCCCGGGUGUCCUCGGUGGCCAUGGAGGACGUGGCCAGGGCGAAGGGCGAGGGGCCCCUUUCGGAGCCCCUGCUGGCCGCGGGGGAGCAGGGGAGCGAGCCCGCGACACAGGGGGCAGGGGAAGCCAAUGGGACAGUGCCCGUGAUGCCCGGACCCCCCUCGCCCCCCCCGGACCCCCCUGCCAACGGGGAAUUCCCCCUGCCCCCCCCCAUGGAGCAGGAAGCCAUGCCCCCUGUGUAAGCCCCACCCCCAAUCGCCUGCCCCGCCCACGGCGCCCCCCUGCUGGAAUAGCCAGGAGCUCCCCCCACAGCCAGCAUCCCCCCCUCCUCCCCACAGCGCCCCCUGCUGGGCGAGGCCAGGCUGGAGUAGCCGGGAGCUCCCCCCACAGCUGGCAUCCCCCCUCCUCCCCACAGCGCCCCCUGCUGGGCAAGGCCAGGCUGGAGUAGCCGGGAGCUCCCCCCACAGCCGGCAUCCCCCCUCCUCCCCACAGCACCCCCUGCUGGGCGAGGCCGGGGCUGGAAUAGCCUGGAGCUCCCCCCACAGCCAGCACCCUGCCCCCUCCCCACAGCACCCCCUGCUGGGCGAGGCCGGGGCUGUUUCCGUCUGCCCACCCAGACAAUGGCGGAUUCCUUGUCUCUCUUGCUCAAGUCUUUCUUUGUUUCUUUUGCAAGAUUUUCUGCUGUCCCUAGCCACAAAUUUCCUGUUUAUGAUUCACUCUUUGAGUCCAUUUGAAUUCAGAGUGAAGGGUUUAGGGUGUGAACAGAAUAGAACCCAGGAGUCCUGGCUCCCAGCCCCACCCCCCUCCCAUCCCCUGGUGUAACCCACAAGACGGCGCUCCCCUCCCGGAGCGGGAAUAGAAACCAGCAGGGCAGCCCGGGAGUGGAGCUGGGGGGGCCCAGGGCCGGGCUCGCGGGGGGCUGCGGGUCGGGAGUGAGGGGCACCGGCAGAGCUGGGGGUGUGAUUGUGGUUCAGGGCAGGAUGCUCAUGUCUCUUGGCUCGUCACAAUUUCCUUUUGACUCACUCUGAGGACUUGGGUAAUUAACGGCUGAAUUUGCUACAGGAAGGAUGGCUCUGUGGGUGCCCCUCACUCCCGACCCGCAGCCCCCUGCCAUCCCAGCCCUCACCCCCCAGCUCUGCCGGUGCCCCCCGCUCCCGACCCGCAGCCCCCUGCCAUCCCAGCCCUCACCCCCCAGCUCUGCC